AUGGCCAAAGACAACUCAGGCGAAAAGUCUGCAAAGGCUAAUGCGGUUGGUGAAGAACUAGCUGCUGUCUUACCAAACGACGGGCCAUGGUACAAGCAGAAACAUCUCAUCAAGCUCAACUUUUGCAUUCUUUCGCUCAUCAUGUUUUCUUCAUCUAACGGAUACGACGGGAGCUUGAUGAAUGGGUUGUUGGCCCUGCCCCAGUGGCAUGGCUUCAUGGAUAGUCCAACGGGUGCGUGGUUGGGAUUCAUCAACGCGAUCUACUCGCUCGGCAGUGUCAUCGUCUACCCCACCGCGGCAUGGAUCUGCAACAAAUACGGUCGAAAGCUCGGCAUCUGGAUUGGAUAUUCCUUCCUCGUUCUUGGAACCGCCUUGCAGACGGCAGCUAAUGGCGACGUUGCCUUUGUUUUGGCUCGAUUGUUCCUGGGCUCUGCCUCGGGAUUCUUCCUUUCGGUGCCGCUCCUCAUCGCCGAGAAUGCCUACCCUCCUCAACGCGGCGUUGCCUCCAGUCUGUACAACUGUGGCUGGUACGUAGGCUCUGUUGUUGCUGCAUGGACGACUUUUGGCACAAGAAACAUGGAUCACUGGUCCUGGAGGAUCCCAUCUCUGCUGCAGAUUGCCAUUCCUCUCGCCGCAUUGCCAGGCUUCCUCAUGAUUGACGAGUCCCCUCGAUGGCUCGUAUCUGUCGAUCGGGUAGAAGAAGCACGGAGAAUCCUUGCUAAGAUCCAUACCGGAGGAGACAUGAAUGCGCCGCUCAUCGCAUUUGAGAUGACCGAAAUCGAAGCGACACUCAGGGCCGAAAAGGAAGCCAGUGACUCCACCUCGUGGUCUGACCUGUAUAGCACUCCUGGUAACAGGCACCGUCUGUUCAUCAGCGUCAGCCUAGGAAUCUUUGCACAGUGGAGUGGUAAUGGGGUCGUCAGUUAUUAUUUGGCCAUGGUCUUGGAAACCGUGGGAAUCAAAUCUGUCACAGACCAGACCUUGAUUUCAGCAUGCCUCCAACUUUGGAACCUCAUCUGGGCCUCCACCGCUGCGGCACUCGUUGACAAAGUUGGCCGCCGAGCUUUGUUUCUAGCUUCUGGAACCAUUAUGCUAAUCUCGUAUAUCAUCAUCACGGGCCUUUCGGCAGGAUUUGCUGCGACCCAGAAUUCUUCGACGGGUAUCGCCGUUAUCCCUUUUCUUUUCGUCUACUUCUUUGGAUAUGACAUCGCCCUCACUCCACUUCUGGUUGCCUAUCCUGUCGAGAUUUGGCCCUACAGCCUGCGUGCCAAGGGGCUCUCAGUUACCUUUCUGACUACGCUUGCCGCAGUCUUCUUCAACAUAUUCGUCAACCCCAUUGCGCUUGACGCCAUUCAGUGGAAGUACUACUUCGUGUUCAUCAUUGUCUUGGUGGCAAUGCUCGUGACGGUCUGGUUUUACUACCCCGAAACUCGAGGUCAUACUCUAGAGAACAUGGCCUGGAUUUUUGAUGGGGAUAGAGCAGCCGCUACCGUUACCAUGGCGGAGGACGCGAUCAAGAUGAGUAACAUGACUCAUCUGGAGAAGGCGGAGAGUGCGGACGGGCCAAAGGCCAGAUAA
Fusarium keratoplasticum is the source of this 1578-nucleotide messenger RNA. Its product is annotated as MFS domain-containing protein. NCBI's taxonomy places the organism in Eukaryota, Fungi, Ascomycota, Sordariomycetes, Hypocreales, Nectriaceae. Gene Ontology annotation, biological process: transmembrane transport; carbohydrate transport. Gene Ontology annotation, molecular function: carbohydrate:proton symporter activity. Gene Ontology annotation, cellular component: membrane. The transcript is spliced from 4 exons. The record is from RefSeq and is a predicted model, not a curated record. The coding region runs from base 1 to 1578 and encodes 525 amino acids.